AUGAUUCCACACUCUAAACCUUUCAAUCCACCCAAGUCGCUACAGUAUGUCGAGGAUGUCCUGAACACCGGGAAACUGGCUCAAGGGCUGUACACCCAGAAAUGCGAAGAAUGGCUGCAGGAGAUGAUGCCAACCGGCAAAGCUUUCCUGGUGACGUCUGGAACGACAGCCCUCGAGAUGGCCGCCAUGAUAUUCGAUAUCCAACCGGGCGACGAAGUUAUCUUCCCCAGCUACACGUUCGUCUCUACCGUCAACGCCUUUGUGGCCAGGGGUGCCAAGCCCGUCUUCGUCGAUAUCGAAAAGGACACAAUGAACCUUGACGUGAAACUCGUCGAGGGCGCAAUCAGCACGAAAACGCGGGCUAUCGUCCCCGUCCACUACGCAGGUAUCUCUUGCGAUAUGGACGGAUUGAUGGAAAUCGCUUCCCGCCACAAUCUUGUGGUUAUUGAAGACGCGGCGCAAAGUCUCACUUCCAAGUACCGCGGUGCAUACUCCGGCACCAUCGGCCACAUCGGCUGCGUCAGCUUCCAUGAGACGAAGAAUCUCACAUCCGGAGGCCAGGGAGGGGCCAUCUUGGUCAACCGAGAUGAGCUGGUCGACAGAGCCGAAGUGGUUUACGACAACGGCACGAACAGAGUCCAGUUCCUUCGUGGGAGGCUGCCAAUGUACGAGUGGCAGGACGUUGGAUCCAACCACAUCAUGUCCGAGGUCCUUGCUGCCCUUUUGUGGUCCCAUCUUGAGAUGACGCAAGUUAUCCAGCAGGUAAGGCUCGGAAUCUGGAACAAAUACCAAACCUCUCUCCAGCCGCUAUCCGACUCUCAUGGGUGGUUCGACUUGCCCAAGAUACCACAAGACCGUGAGCAUAACGGCCACAUCUUUUACCUCAAGUUGCGGGAUCCCUCACGCCGUUUGAAAAUCAUGCAGUUCAUGAGGAAGAACGGAGUAUCGGUCACUACCCACUACUCUCCACUACACGUGUCUUCGAUCGGGAGAAGAAUCGGGAGGUUCGUUGGGAAAGAUGUAAACACGUCACUCUCAAGCCUCCAGCUUGUGCGCCUACCCAUCUACUUUGAGCUGAGCGAAGAGGAUCAAGACAAGGUGAUCUCCCUGGUUCGAGCAUUUUUCGAGAAUGGAGAAGAAGCCCGGCUAUGA
Messenger RNA from Colletotrichum higginsianum IMI 349063, 1152 nucleotides. Its product is annotated as Tdp-4-oxo-6-deoxy-d-glucose transaminase. Gene Ontology annotation, biological process: polysaccharide biosynthetic process. Gene Ontology annotation, molecular function: dTDP-4-amino-4,6-dideoxygalactose:2-oxoglutarate transaminase activity; pyridoxal phosphate binding. The record is from RefSeq and is a predicted model, not a curated record. NCBI's taxonomy places the organism in Eukaryota, Fungi, Ascomycota, Sordariomycetes, Glomerellales, Glomerellaceae. The transcript has a single exon. The coding region runs from base 1 to 1152 and encodes 383 amino acids.